Molecule: messenger RNA, 2443 nt
Organism: Pseudoliparis swirei
Lineage: Eukaryota; Metazoa; Chordata; Actinopteri; Perciformes; Liparidae
Gene: nkx3-2
Product: NK3 homeobox 2
Exons: 2
Coding region: 815-1612 (265 amino acids)
Biological process (GO): cell differentiation; regulation of transcription by RNA polymerase II
Cellular component (GO): nucleus
Molecular function (GO): RNA polymerase II cis-regulatory region sequence-specific DNA binding; DNA-binding transcription factor activity, RNA polymerase II-specific
Source: RefSeq, a predicted model, not a curated record
UCACCAAGAAAGGAAAAACGUGGAUAGGGAAGGGUUAUUACACAUUUUAGACAUAUCUCAUAUGUUGUCCUGGUGCUGCAUUCAAUGGAAACACGGGACAUGGGAGACCCGAAACUUCCGUUUACUUUUCGACUGGAAUUGCAGCUGAUUAUGUGCUUUUACGCACGAGGUGCCCGUUUCGGACUGUACGACUUUAAACAUUAUCAGCACAUUAUAUUUCGCCACUUCAGCCAAAUCAAUCCUAAAUUAUUAAAACAAUGUGCAGGAUAUUUAGUUAUCUGCCAUGCAUGUAUAUAGUCCUGAUCUGGAAGAACAUUUGGGUGAUAUAUGUUGUGUGGUUUCCACCUGCAUGUCAGUUCAGCCCCCUGUGAAAAACUUCGAUCAACAUGUACUGUAUUUCACUUGUUCCCACCCGGUUGAAAGCAGCAUGACGUAGAUGACAGUGGCCAAUCGUGAAAGGGCUUUCUUCCUCUACGGGCCAAUAGGAGGCGACGAGGAGUGCCUGUCAGUCACAGGUGAGGGUGGAUGGUAAAACAAAAUUGGGUGAAAAGCGCCGGAGACUGGAGCGAGCCCGGGCUGAUGGCAGAGCUAUGCGGAGGAGCAGCAUCGAGCCUGCGGAUGUAGCAGAAACUUUCCACGGCUUCUCCCGCUGGGAUGCGACCAGGAACCAACACUGGGGGAACAUUUAAACCACAGCAGAGCUCCACGGAGGGAGUAGCCUAAGAUGUGGAGGAACUGACAUUGACUCCUCUAUCCGGGCGGGUUAGUUACUCAACUUUAAGAGCGAGCAAACUUCGCUUUUUCUUUUUUGAAAAUGGCCGUUCGUGGCAACUCGCUGAUGCCUUUUUCGAUCCAAGCCAUCCUGAACAAAAAGGACGACAGCCGACACUUGCCAGAUUUGGACAUGUGCUUCUCUAAGACGACGUGCUGGAAAAUAUUUGGGGAGAUGAACGGCGGGUCUCGGAGAGGUGAUGUGGAGGCUUGUGAGCCGACGGACCAGAAGAGCUACGACUCGGACUCGGGACUCAGCGAUGACAACGACAGCAAAACUCCCGCCGUGUGCAAGUCGGAGAAAGACGGAGACGCUGCGUCGGAUGUGCCAGAGGAAAGUUUGCAGGAGGAGACGGACCACGAGUCUGCAGCUGCAGAGAACGCAAAGAGUGACAGUGAGCCCAAUAAUGCUACGGACUCCAGCACCCUGGAUGAGAAGACUCUGGACCAGCCCAAACAGCGGAAAAAGCGCUCCAGGGCCGCCUUCUCUCACGCGCAGGUCUUCGAGUUGGAGCGACGCUUCAACCACCAGCGGUACCUGUCCGGCCCGGAGCGGGCGGACCUGGCGGCCUCCCUGAAACUCACAGAGACUCAGGUCAAGAUCUGGUUCCAGAACCGCCGGUACAAGACGAAACGCCGCCAGAUGGCUGCCGACCUGAUGGCGUCGACCCCAGCGGCCAAGAAGGUGGCGGUGAAAGUUUUGGUGCGGGACGACCAGAGACAGUACAGCCCGGGAGAGAUCCUGAGGCCCCCGCUGCUCUCCCUGCAGCCGUCCUACUAUUACCCUUACGCCUACUGCCUCCCUGCAUGGACACUCUCUGCAUGUGCGGGGAAUCAGUAAGAACUCUGUGACUGUAUUUAUUCUUUUUGUUUGAUUAUUUUGCUCCUAUAGGAAAUCAAACUAUACUUAUUUUCUGACAAGAGGAUGAGACCCGAGCGGACUAAUCUGCUCACCUUGCCUCAUCGUGUUGCUCCAGGCCACACCACGAGUUCCCAAAACAUGUUAUCACAUCCUCAAAUACUUACAAACGACUCCUUCGUUUAUUUAAUGAGAGUCUGUCGCGAGGAACCCCGUUCAAGACGUUUAUGAUUAAGGUUAUCACAUCAUAUACUGUUGGUGAGCGGGGAGAAUGGACCUUCUUUUAAAAUGUCACUAUGUUAACCUCUGAGGAAUGACGCAGUAAUAACGUUGAAGUAUUCCUCUCUUUGCGCGGGAGCCCCUCAAGGACCUCUGAAGCCCCCGGGACCUCAUUUUGUGAACCGGCGGCCUGAACUGACUGAAAAUGUCACCUUAUGUUGGUUUAUAUUUUACAUGCGCCUUCCUACCUCUGCAGUGAUUGGAAAUAGGCAUAUUCCAUUGACUUUUCAUAUAACUGUCUCUGUUACAGGUUGUGUUUUUUUUUCUUGCUGUGUUUGUAAAGGUAAGAUAUUUCAGCACUUUUGAGCUAUACACGUUACAUUACUCCAAAUGUAAAAUGCAUUACAGUGUGGGCAUGCACAGUGUCGGGAUGAGAGGAGGCGGUCUCUUGUGUUAUUGGCCUAAAAGUGAUCUCGUGGCAGGAAGCAGGCUAUAAAACAGACCUACUCCUAAUUGAAAUGUACAUGUGUUAUUCGUGUAAAAUGAGUGUUUUAGAUCGAAGCAAACAUUAAAACAUAUCAGGCAUUACUUUCA